AGUUCAGUGUCGCCCCAGAGCUUGUGGCGGGAGGGUUGCCUGCUGUUGUAGAGUGGCGUGGUCCCCAACUGGUCUUUUACCGUACCCGCAGACUCCCGCUGUGGACAUACCGGAGAGCUGAACGCGGCCUAACCAUGAGUGCAGGGAGGGCGUCGUAGCGGUAGUUGUGAGUGCCAGACAGACAGAGGGAGUCGCGGGGAUAGUCGAGUGGAUAGCGUGGAUUGUUUCGAGGACUUGGGACCUGGUGGAGGUGGAGGUGGAGGCGCUGCUGGUGGUGCUGGAGGUGGCGGAGGUGGUUGUGGCCGCAUACGAACAUACCAAGACUUGCGAUAGUGAGGUGCUGACGCCCGCUGACCCUCGGCUUCCGUUUUGGCCAGGAGGCUGACCCAAAGUGACGUCAUGAUGGCACGCCGCCCACAGCUAUCGCCGUCUCCGCUUCCGCUGCUGCCCCUGCUACUGCUUCUCUCCAUGGCGGUGGGCUCGUUGGCGCAGUACCUGGAGGACUUCGGGUUAGAUCGGUCGUCGAACCCCGUGUCGAUCAGCCGGCUGGAAGUGAUGUGCGGCAAGGACCACCUCACCGUGCAGCUGGCCUUUACCGCGCCCUUCCAGGGCAUUGUGUUCUCCAAGGGGCAGUACGGGCAGCCAAACUGUAUGUACGUGGAGCCUUACACGGGCGGGUCGCAGUACGAGUUCCAGAUCCACUACGAUGGCUGCGGCACCAAGCCUGACAUGGGCGGGAAAUUCUACGAGAACACCAUUAUUGUGCAGUACGACGCUGACCUGAUCGAGGUGUGGGACGAGGCCAAACGACUUCGCUGUGAGUGGUACAACGACUACGAGAAGACAGCCAGCAAGCCGCCCAUGAAGAUUGCCGACCUGGAGGUGGUGGAGCUCAAUUUUCGAGGAGACAACGUGGACUGCUGGAUGGAGAUACAGGACGGCAAGGGCCCCUGGGCAUCCCCCGUGACUGGCAUUGUACCCCUGGGCUCUACCCUGACCAUGGUUGUGGCCAUCAACGACCAGGCAGGUGAGUUUGACAUGCGCGUCACGUCUUGCGAGGCGUCUGACGGCUCCAGCCGCCCCAUCUACCUGAGCGACCAGCACGGCUGCAUCCUGCGCCCCAAAAUGGUCUCCAACUUCAUGAAGCUGCGCAACAAUGAUGGGCGAGCCACUGUGCUCACCUACGCCCAUUUUCACGCCUUCAAGUUCCCAGAUUCCAUGGCGGUGCACUUGCGCUGCAAGGUAGAGAUCUGCCGUUACGGCUGCCCUGACCACUGCCAGAAACCAACAGCAGGAAACCCCAUUGGCGACUACAGUAGCCAGGCGCUGCCGCUGCAGGCUGGGAACACCUAUGGCUCCCCAUCAGAGGUUGAGCCUCAGUAUGCCGCCCCACCCGAAAAGACCCCUGGUGGCCCCAACCCCGGCGAUGAAGGGGAAGCGCCGCCCCCUCGCUCCCGCGCAGUACCAAGUGGAUUACCGCAAAGCCUUGAUGCAAUGGCCAUAAAGAACAAGUUCUCCAAAGGUCCGCUCAUCAUCCCCGACGAACGCUCUGCACAGAUCUAUCUUGACCACGUAUCAGGGCAGGACGGCGAGCGAAUUGAGAUGCCCAAGAAGGAGGAUUUCCCAUGGGGCCCCAGGAACCUCCGCCGCCGCCGAGAGGUUGUUCUCAACCGCCAUGCUCGUUCCUCCAACAUCGGCGUGUCCACUGAUUUCCAGGUGAUAUCUGAGGCCGACCUGGAGUUCACUCCGGCAAUGGACGACAGCGUGACGGUGUUUCAGGGCCUCCGCGAGGACGUGGUGUAUGGCGUGUGCCUUCCGGCACCGGGCUUCUCGGCGCUCUUCGUACUGGUGGCCAUGUGCACCGUGAUCUCCGUGCUGGUGGCCGGCUUCAUGUGUCACCACCGCCAGCUGCAGAAGGACACCACCGAGUCCCCCGCCACACCCCACGCCCAUCAGCAGGUGUUCAGCAUGGCCCAGUUCUUGCGGGGCCACUUGCCAGGACACGCACAGUGACGCCCCGCUACCCCUCCAAGGCCCCGCUAGGCCCCUUGCCUGGCACAGCGUCGAGGGGACCGUUACACACUGAUUAGGGAUCACAUCGUAUUGGAGACUCCGUGGCAUUAACAGACUGCACCAUAAUUUCCUACAGUGGCUCGUGGCCGCUGACUCCAGACACAGGCUAUCAAGCCAGAAGGAAGCAGUUCCAGUGCUGCCUGAAAUGCGCCUCUUCGUUUCUAUGGUUGUCGUAACAUGAAGCUUGUCACUCGAGGGUCGGCAGCAGUGCCACAACCCUUUCAGCUGUCCUGCGCCUAUGUCCUGCUCAAUGCAUCACGCAGCUCCGCUCCGCCCAUUAGGUUGGACCUCUCGAAGAAGCAAGGAAGCAUACAUAAUGGCAGUUUUCUUUUAAAGUCAGCCGAUCAGUUACCAUUGUUUUAGACUCAGCAGACUAUUAAGUUUUCGGAAGUCUUGAAAACUACACAUAUCAGAAUUAAGGCAUUUUGUGGAGGUACAGUCUGAAGCAUCCUGAGUUACACACUGCAGACCACCAACAUGAAACAUUACAGUCAUCAUGUACAACCUUGGUGGCUUCUUUAGGCAGCAAGAAUAAGACAUUAAGAACCCCCUCAAAGAAAUUUCCUACUGAGCCUUAAAUUUGCCCUUUUCGGUUUACAUGUAGCAUUUUUUUUUAUUUCCUAUUAGUUUUCUCGAGAGGUCAUAACUCUUUGGGGCGGAAAAUCAAAAGCCAUUGAUAUGAGGCUAAGACAUUUAUGGUGUGAGACGGAAAAUUCUGAAUGCGAGGUAUGGCAGGACAGGCUCCCAUGACACUUACAUGUGUUUGCAAUUCUUCACUCCCUUGAUCUAUUGGCUUAUAUCCCUCUCUGAUGUCGUAAAGGGAACACUCAGAUUUGCCACACGCACAGUGGAGUCAAUUUGAAUACCAACCUUCUUCCCCCUGUGGACACGCAUUGACUUCUUUCUUUUUGGGCACUGACACAUUACACUUCGAACACCUUCCAUUCUGUACUCCUCUUAGACAUCUCCUCAGUGGCGCCCUUUCGGACACCCUUUCAUUUCUCCGGUAAAGUCACGGCAUUUCGUUUUGGCGCCAGUGACUGAUUCGACCGAACUUCUUUAAUUUUCCUAAGUCUCUGAACGAACUUUUCUGGUGUGGCCUUAGUUCGUUGCCAAGUCAAGGGCUCCGCGGCGCCUCUUGUGUACCAGGGACCGGCCCAGCGAUAUCUGCAACAAUUGUUUUUAUAUCACAAAAUUUUUAGUUCGGAGCAUGUGUGUACGUGUAGGGAGGCGGAGGUGUAUGUGGCGGAGCGCUGAGGAGACAGCCCGCCAUUCCUUUUGAUCAUUGAUGGUCAUGGAUUCACUUGAUCAUGAUUUAAAGGCAUCACUCACAAGGAUCUUACUGAUUGUCGAGGCAAAUAAGUAUGUACAGGAAAAGGAUGGAAAAGAUUGAAAACGAAAAAAAGAUUGCAGCACAAACAGGGCACGUGAAUAUAUUUGCACCCAGGCAGACUAAACAAAGACGUCUUGCUCCUGAACCACUGAAAUCAAAACAAAAGAAGUGUUGCGUCACAAGACUUAGACGUGAAUACACUUAACUCCUUGGAUGCGGAUUUCCUACAAGAAGACAUCACCAAGCUACAGAAGUGGAACAAAAAUUGGCCGCUCCAAUUUAGUGAAGAAAAAUGUAGUCAUGCAUCUUGGGAGGGGAAAUCCAGCAUACCAAUGCCACAUGGGAAACACUCCACUAUCCACCACAGAGGCACAGAAGGACCUGGGGGCAUAUGUUACCAGGCUACCAGUGAAGGCGAAAUCCGUGCCAAUCGCAGCGGACGGGUUAAACAAAGACAGAGCUGACCAUAAAGGUGUGUUGUCUUCGCUGAACCCACGGAAUCCCCACACACACACUCCCCGAGCCCAUCCCCGCCCAGCACACGCCCGCCGCCACGAGGCUUGAGCGCUGGCCGGUCCCUGCCAUUAGGUUAGUUAGGUUCCAAGGAGACCUAAGGCUCAUUUUAGAGCCAUCCAGCUCAAUGUUGCACUUUGGUACUGAAUUCUCGCAAAACUCUCGCCUCUGUCGCCAUAAACUCCUCUCUGCGCCUUCCUUCCCACCCCUCGUUGCCAUGACAGCAUCACAAGUCAUUCACCUGGAGCGGCUCGGACGGAACAAUUUGUCACUCAUCUCGGACUAUGAAGCUUCGAACACAAAAUUUAUUGCUCCCUUCCGCGUAGGAUUUUGCGUUAUAUAUAUGAACUAAACGAAAUUUCAAAAUCAACAAUGUAGAGGCAUGAUGGAGGCUGUCCGUGGUGAUGCCCCGUGAUCCCUCCCGCCCCGCUAUGAUACCCUAGAUGUCUACUGGGCAGCACCUCUAACGAUGACUAGAUUCUUUGCCUCGUGGUUGGAGUAUAAACAAAGGUAAAUUUUGAUCAUCCUCCCCUGUGUACCCGCUCGUCCCAGCCGCUCACUGAUCAGCUUUCCUCCGCGUCACUCCACAAUAGUAAACAGUAGUCAUUCAUGCAUCUGCAACUCGUGGGUGUGGGUGUGGGUGUGUGUUUCAGCAGCAUAGUCUCAUUCGUUUACUCUCGUCCGUUCUUGGAGACAAUAAUUGAUUUCGUAAAAGGACAUAUCCGGUGAAAGACAAAAUUAUUACUUUGUUAUCAAAUUUCUGGAUUGAAUAAUAUCCUCUACUGUUUUCAUAUAGAUUUAUACGAGUUGCAUUUGUAUUUAUUUAUUUAUUGAAUUAUUUAUUAAUUUAUUUAUUAAGAGGAAAGUUUGCUCAUCACCACUUUUAAGCAUUAUAUCCACCACCUCCUUUUCCCUCCCCUUACCACUUGUUAUGUUCUUCACACGCAUUGAUGUACAGUAUCGGGGUAGCCCUGGGGCUGCCCGGGGCUCAGUUAGCUAUUACAAACUAUGGUCAUAUAAGUUAUUGGUGUGUUUGUGUAUGUGUGUGUGUGUGUGUGUGUGUGUGUCGUAGUAGUUUUGUAUUUGUCACUAUUUAUGUAAGUUUAAGUAGUAUUCAUUAACUACAACUAAUUAGUGUGUUUUGUUGAUUGUUGUUGUUAUGAGGCGCAUGCGCAGUCGACCUGAUGCUCCGUUGAGUCGUGUCGAGGCAGACAAAGAGAGUCGUUCAGCAGUCCUCCAACGCUUGCCUCAACACCGGGAUUUGUCGUUUGCCCCGCACCACCAGUAGCUGCUGAUUGUAGUAGUCACUUUCCAUAGAGUACCACUAAUUGCUCUUUGUAACCCAAUCUUAGUAGUGGUCUGUCAUGCAGCCCCAACAGACUUGUUUUUAACCCGUGUCUGAACGGUCAUUUUCGCAACACUAACAUCUUUGUCCGAACCAACCCCAAGCACUAGUUUUCCAUGCCCCGCUACUAUUGGAACUUUUAGUUGAUUGUUUGCCGCCGUGUUUCAUUUAAACAUUACAACUUUUCACUUCGAAUGUACAAGGAUACUGGUUUCUGUUUCACGUUUGUUAUAGUUUUCAGAUUAGAUAAAAAAAUAAAAAUAAACGGAUUUAUUGCUUGCUGCGCAUCACCAGUAUUCUUCAGUGCAGCAUUUAUUGUUUAGUCACUCAGUGUUCAGCAGCGGCUUGGGGGUCAAAGGGUAAGGGCCGGUUUUACAUUCCGAUACAGCAAGUUUGUAAUCUCCCCAACCAAACACAACGUCUUCAGUUCAGCAUUCAUUGUUUAGUCAGUCAGUGUUCAGCAGCGGCUUGGAGGUCAAAGGGUAAGGGCCGGUUUUACAUUCCGAUACAGCAAGUUUGUAAUCUCCCCAACCAACCAAACAAAACACGACGAAAAUUCCUUGUAGCUCUAGUGUUUGGCAUUGAUAUAAAAAGGAGGGAAACUACACAGGAAAUCUCUUUUAUUAGUAUCUGGUAUCGGGUAGAAAUAACGAUUCAUUGUGGAGAGUAUGGUUUGGGGGCUUACAGUGACCAAGCGUUGGACUGUCAGACUGGCCAAUAUAUUAAGACUCCCUUACACCGACACAACGCGCCUCAGGUCAGUGCGCAUGCGUCACCACGGAGGGCGAGAGCGCGCGACUACGGCGGGUGACGAAUGUGUGUUUACGUGCGUUCACAAGUGUGUUCAUCGUUAAGACACUCAAAUCAGGUGCGUGCAGGGUUCGAACCACAGCCAUGCGCAUCAGCUGUCGUCCGUUCGUCCAGCCUCGUCCUGCUGUAACGGGAAGGCGUGUGAAGCGAUGAUCGGCACUUUGAGCGUCUGUCCUUGUCCCCUCCCCCCCUCCCUUCCCCCUACCUCCCCCCCUUCCCUUCCCCCUCUCCCUUCCCCCUACCUCCCCCGUUCUCCUCGUUCAUCCUGCCGUUUUGGACUGCUUGAAAGAGUGUUUUAUGGAAGAACGGCACUUUGAACGUCUCCCACAGUGCCUAAAUGAUACCUCCCCAUCUCCCUUCCCCUUCAUUCUGUUUUGAAAGUGUGUUUGAGGGAAGAACGGCACUUUGAACGUCUCCCACAGUGCCUAAAUGAUACCUUCCCUUCGCCCUCCCCUUCCCCCCUCCCUCCCCGUUCAUUCUGUCUUGAGAGUGUGUUUGAGUGAGGAACGGCACUUAGAACGUCUCCCACAGUGCCUAAAUGAUACCUUCCCUUCCCCCCUCCCUUCCCCCCUCCCGUCCUCCUCGUUCGUUCUGUCUUGAGAGUGUGUUUGAGGGAAGAACGGCACUUUGAACGUCUCCUGCAGUGCCUUAGUGAUAGCCUCCUUCCCCAACCUCCUACCUUCCUGUCCCCCCCCUCCCCGGACACACUUGCACCCCCGCCAGUCGCCUUCCUCAUCCCUCCGUGCCGCGGCAUUGUCCCCCCCUCCCCCAACUCACCUCUCCUCCUGGUUCUGGUUUCCCCCCCCCCACCCACCCACCUCCUCCCCUUCCCAACCCUUCCCUCCUCCCCUCCCCAAGCCAGGACUAGACCUGUGUACUCUUACUCACCUUUUAUGAUUACUUAUUUAAUAAUUAAACUAAUGAAAAUACCCAGAGUGGAGUUGUUUGAUUUGACACCCGCAGCUUAAAAUAAAACCCCUCCGUCUUUGGCUUCGUUUUAUUUUCUUUUUAUUACUUCAUGUGUUUCCCGAGGUUUUGUUAAGCUAAAUGAUUUGUACACCAGUAUUUUUUUUUUUUUUUUAGUAUUUUCACCUUUGCUGGGUAAAUAGAAAAGGCGUUUAUUCACACAUUUUAGAGUUUAAUUGAAUAAAGUAAUUCGUAAAUAAAGCAACAAAAGCGAUGAUAGAUAGACAGACACAGACCAAAGAUGCAUAAAGAACGGAACAACAGCUUCUUACAACGUCUCGGCUUUUUAAUACUUACUGAUUUUUAUUUAUUUAUUGCUCGGUGGUUUAGCGAGGGCACGAGGUCAACAGAGGUCAACCCUUCCCUGACCCAGUGUGGCGCUGCAUGACCCACUUGUAUCGUUUUGUGUCUGUGUUCCUUCCGUUGAGUGUGUGCAUGUUUGUGUGUGUCCUGCGGCUUGCUUGCUCCUCAUCUUCUUGCUCUUUCUCCUAACGGCAUUAUUUUUUCAUCAUAGUUGCCAUUUACUUUUCAUAUUCGCUGUGAUUUUUUUUCUACUUGACACUACAUGUUCUCUUUUUUUCAUUAUAUCUGCCGUUUGUUUUCCAUAUUCGUGUUCUCUUCCUGUUCCUCAUUCGCAUUGUUUUUUUUUUUUCAUUAUAGUUGCCAUUUACUUUUCAUAUUCGCUGUGAUUUUUUUCUACUUGACACUACCUGUUCUCUUUUUCUAUCAUACCCGACAUUUGUUUUCCAUAUUCGUGUUCUCUUCCUGUUCCUCAUUCGCAUUGUGUUUUUUUUUUAUUAUAGUUGCCAUUUAUUUUUAUUUUUAUUCGCUGUGAUUUUUUUUCUACUUGACAUUACUCGUUCUCUUUUUUUCAUUAUAUCUGCCGUUUGUUUUUCAUAGUCGUGUUCUGCUGUUCCUCGUUCGCAUUUUCUUUUCCAUUUUACUCGCCAUUUGCUUCUAACAUUCGCGGUCUAUUCUUCUCGAUCUGUCUCAUAUUAU
Eriocheir sinensis (Chinese mitten crab) is the source of this 8039-nucleotide messenger RNA. RefSeq lists its product as uncharacterized. Bases 400 to 2013 code for a protein of 537 amino acids. The transcript has 8 exons. The record is from RefSeq and is a predicted model, not a curated record. Lineage: Eukaryota; Metazoa; Arthropoda; Malacostraca; Decapoda; Varunidae.